Messenger RNA from Pezoporus occidentalis (night parrot), 3020 nucleotides. It is a transcript of the gene ANKRD55, whose product is annotated as ankyrin repeat domain 55. The transcript is spliced from 10 exons. Gene Ontology annotation, biological process: protein localization to ciliary inversin compartment. Bases 392 to 2155 code for a protein of 587 amino acids. Gene Ontology annotation, molecular function: protein binding. Gene Ontology annotation, cellular component: ciliary inversin compartment. NCBI's taxonomy places the organism in Eukaryota, Metazoa, Chordata, Aves, Psittaciformes, Psittacidae. The record is from RefSeq and is a predicted model, not a curated record.
GUCUGACAGCCCAGUCCCACUCACCCUCUGAGGCUUGUUUUCUACGGGCAGAGCUCUGCUGCUGAGGCUGGGUAGCUGCAGCAUCUCUCAGAGCCGCUUACAGGCAGUUUCACUCACUGAAGCUAAGACGUUUUUUCAGAAGAUCAGCUAAGCUUCCAGGGAUCUCAUUUGAAGAGGGUGCAUAGCAAACAGAAUAUACCAUUCCCAUUAGGAUAGUGAUAAUGUCCUUGCUUUGACAAUAAUCUUCAGUGGUAAAGCAAGUUCGAUUCUCUUACAAGAAGACUGGCGACAGCUAUCAUUGCAUUAUUUACUGUUAUAUAUGGGAUUCUUCCCUGAAAACCCUGGAGAUGUCAUUUGUGUGGUCUGGUUGUAAAUAAUGAGAUAGACCACAAUGGAUUUCAGUACCUCAUCAGUGUUUGAUCAGCACAGAGGUGAUGCAGCAGAAGAGGGGGACUUGUCUCUGGUUUACCAAGCAGCAGCUAGUGGCGAUGUAAGCACACUAACUGCAGUGAUUCGAGAAGAUCCUUCCAUCCUGGAAUCCUGCGACAGCGAGGGUUGCACACCUUUGCUGCAUGCUGUGUCAGGACGCCAGGUUGAUACAGUGAAGCUUCUGUUGAAGAUGGGAGCCAAUAUUAAUACUCAAGAUGCUUGUGGACGUACCAGUUUAUGUCUGGCAACUUAUCUGGGCUGGCUGGAAGGCUGUAUCAGCCUGAUCAGAAAUGGUGCUAAGCAGAACAUACCUGACAAAAAUGGGAGGUUGCCACUGCAUGCUGCUACUGCAGAGCCUGAUGUGAGGCUUCUGAACGUGCUUCUGCAGAAGUCAAAUCUUCAUGAAAUCAAUCAUCAGGACAAUGAGGGAAUGACUUCACUCCACUGGGCUGCUUUCCACAACAGGCCCCAGCACGCCCAGACUCUGCUGCACAGGGGAGCAGACCUCACUCUGGUGGACAAAGACCUCAAAACAGCUCUGCACUGGGCAGUACAGAGUGGCAACAGGGUUCUGUGUUCCAUCAUUCUAGACCACUACCAGGGAUCAUCAAUAAUAAACUACGAUGAUGAGAAUGGCAAAACAUGUAUGCACAUUGCUGCUGCUUCAGGCUACAGUGAUAUUAUUAGUGAGCUGGCUAAAGUCCCGGGGUGCAACCUGCAGGCCCUUGAUGUGGAUGAAAGGACACCUUUGCACUGGGCUGCAGCAGCAGGGAAAGCUGACUGUGUGCAGACACUGCUAGAGCUGGGGAUAGAUAGCGACCCUCGAGACAUCAAUGAAAACACUCCUCUGAUAUAUGCAAUGUACUGUGGGCAUACAGCAUGCAUCAAUCUGCUGUCUCAGGAGAGCAGUAGAUCUGAGCCAGGUCAACAGUUUCCCUCCCAGAACAACAGACCCCCAAAGAAAGAAGGACGAUUCAGUAUACUGAACCAUAUCUUCUCUUUCAAAAAGAAUAAAAAUGAUCAAAAAAACAGUCAGAAGGAGAAAAGCAGAGACCGAAAUCCCAGAGAAGAGAGGUCAGAUGUAGAUGACAUCAUCACCACUUUUGAUUGCAUUAUGGACACAAACUGCAAAGAUAAGCGUGUGACCACUAUUGGCUUUAAAAGAAGGAACACAGACACAAAGUACCUCAUACCAGAAAAGAAGCAGCCAGAGUGUCAGGGACUUCUGCCCAUCAGAACCCAGAGCCUUCCCCCCAUCACUGUGGGCAAUUCCUUCCUAACUGCUUCCCGGAGCACAUCAACCUUCUCCUCCAGCACCAGCACCCAUCAAUUUGCACACGAGUCUCUGAAGAGGCAGAGUGAACACAACUUGCUGGACCCCAGAAGCAGCUGCCAGGCUUUGUUGGGUGAUCCCUGGAACACAGGCUCCAAUCAGCUAUUCUCCUACUCAGCCUGCACUAGAACUCCUUCAGACAAACUGAUAAAUGGCUUAAACUCUGGCAGAUCUCACCAUGUGCGUUUGUGCCCUCCCCACCUUCCCUCACUUCCCAGUUCUUCAUCAGGUAAAAAUUUUCAACAGAUUUUCACAGACCAACCCAAAAUACAAAAUAAUACUCCUGUACAGAACAGCCUAGCUCCCAUGCCCAACCACUGUGCUCACAAACGUAAGUACAGUCAAGUCUCAGUUACAGUAUCAUACUUGUGUGCCUCCAGCACUGGCAUCUGAGGGUUUUGAGAGAGGUUUCAUGUUCCUGUUUUCACAGCACCACAGAAUGGCUGAGGUUGGAAAGCACAUUUGGAGAUUGUCUAGUCCAACCUCCAUGUCCAUGGAGAAGUCACCUACAGCAGGCUGCUCAGGGUCGUAUCCACCUAUGUUUUAAAUAACUCUAAUGACGGGGACUACACAACUUCUCUGGAAAGCCUGUUCCAGUGUUUGAGCUCCUUUAGAGCAAAAAAUGUUUCUUCUUAGUUAUUUGCCCAUUGACUUGUUUCUUUUCAUAGAAUACUACUGAGAAGAGUCUGGCUCCCCCUUCUCAAGGCUGGACAGUCCCAGCUCUUUCAGUCACCCCUUUGAGGUUGGACACUCCAAUCCCUUAGUCAUCUCCACCACCCUUUGUUGGACUGCUGCUCCAGUAUGUCCAUGUCUCUCCUGUACUGGAGGUCCCAGAAUGGGACACAGCACUCCAGAUGUGCCUUAUCAAUACUGAGCAGAGGGAAAAGAUCACCUGCCACAAUCUGCUGGCAACGCUUUUUCUAAUGGAGACUGUUGGCUGUCUUUGCUGCAUGGCCACAUUGCUGGCUUAUGUUCAGCUCAUUGUCUAUCGGAACUCCCAGAUCCCUUUCUGACAAGCUCCUUUACAGCUGUUUGAUCUUCAGCAUAUAUUGGUGCAGAGACUUACUCCUCCCAAGGCGCAGGACUAUACGUUUCCCUUUAUAAGAGUCUUGUCCACCCACUUCUCCAGCCUGUGAAGACCACUCCUCCCAGUUUCACAUUAUUUGCAAAUUUGCAGGAGGUGCACUCUGCCCCAUCAUCCAAGUCACUAACGAGGGCAUUAAAUAGUAUUAGCCCCAGUAUCAGCUCCUGGGGUAUU